AUGGCUACUUCGAAGAAGACUGCCAAAACUGGCCGCUUGAAAAGGUUGAUCAAGCUAUGGAAGCAUUAUUUUCCAUGCGAUAAAGUUUUAGCGAAGAGAAUUGGCAAAUCAACAGUCAACUCUACUGUUGCACUUAUUUUCUGUUUGAUUCCCAAAGUUCGAGACCGUUUAGGUACGGAACCGGCAAUGCUUCCGCUGAUAUCUGUUAUGGUUCAUCCUGGUAGACGUGUGAGUGGCACAAUUCAGGGAGCUAUAUAUUGUAUGACGGGUCUCGUAUUUGGGCUUGCGUAUGCCAUCUUUGGGAGAUUUUUGGCUCAGAGGUGUCUUGGGCACUCGUGGAAAUAUCUUUCGGAGUUAGAGCAGUACGCUGUUCAUUAUAAGAGGUUUGAAGCUGGGUUGGCGAUAUUAGCUGUUUUUGAGACACUGAUGUUGUUCUUCCAUGGCUGGAUGAGAUCGGUAUCGCACCACUAUUUUGGUAUAGUCUUUCCACUUUUUCUGGUUGUUCAUUUUGCUUUUAUGGCCCCAUUGACAGAAGAUUCAGGAGUAAUUGCAAACUCUUUUAGCACUCCAUUCUACUUAGGUAUUGCUAUGUCAAUCUUUUGGAAUUUGGUCUUGUUUCCAGAGUUUGGUAGUACUUUCCUCGGUGAUACUACUAUCGAUACCUUCAACGUGAUUCAUAAGGCAAUAGAUGCGUCUAUCAGUUUUUUCAUCUCGAUAGACUGUCUGGACGAAGACAAUCCCUACGGGAAACCACCAAUAUCACUGUCUAAGCUUCUCAAGAUGAAGACAGAGAUCAGUGACAAAGUUGGAAACUGUUUACUUGUCCUGGAUGAAUGCAUCUAUGAAAUAUCAUAUUCAUACUUGUCUCCAACGCAAUUAAAGCCUAUAAUCGACCUACUAAAGCCACUCAAUUUGUAUAUCAAUGGUCUGAUCAACGCUUGUCAACUUGAUUUCAUCCUGCUGGGAAGGCAGCAAAAUAGAGAAGGGGAUAUUAUGGAUGUACGCACCGACAAAGAGAUUGCUUACGCUGACGCUAAAAAAUUAAUCAAGAUCUUAAAAAGACUGAAGGCCCCAGUUUAUGGUCUACACAAAUCGUUGAGUGAAUCCAUCUAUAUCACGAAGAUAAUAUUAUCCUAUGCCUAUGAUGUGGAUUUCAGCCGUGUAAAUUUCAAUGAUAUGUUUCCACAUUCAGAUCUUCCCAAGUUCAACAGUAAAAAAGAGUUUCCAAACGAUUACGAUGUCGAAGGCCAUAUUACGGGGUUAACUGAAGCACUUGUCGAAUUCGAUUUGGCUUUCAGAGAGGAAAUGAUUAAUUUGGAAAUCGACCUCUUAAAUCCAGAUGACGAAAUGUUCUUACUUUCCUCUUUUCUAAUGAACUUCAAAGAGUCGGCCAAUUCUGUGAUAACCAUUCUUAAUAACGCAAAAGAGAUUUAUGCCAGUAGAAAGGAAAGAGAAAGCAAGGGUUGGUUACGUGGUAAAUCAUUUUGGUUUACAUUUCUCAGCAAUUAUCAAUCAUUCAAGAUCUGGUUUAAAGGUAGCCGCUCAAGGGCAAACUUUAUUACUGAAAAUGAGAGUUUGAAGGGAGCUCUGAAUGAUGAUAACAUUGGGGGCCCCAGUGAAAUGGUAGUCAGGCGACCUUCUCAAGAGGAGAACCAAAUACUCUCACAAACAAUGAAACCGCAUUCCGGCUCAUCUGAAGAUAAUGAGCUUCCAAUCAGUACAAGAGAUUCUUCAACUUCGAGCAAAAAGGUCCACAAGGAACCUUCAUAUUACUUAACUAAGCUAUUAUUAUCAAUGGACAAGUUUUGCAGGGACUCCAAAGCUCACUUUAGGUUCGGCUUUCAGGUGACGAUAGCCUUGAUGUUAGCUUCUUUCCCUAUGUUCAUGCCUAAGACACGCCAUUGGUAUAUCGAGUAUCGUGGUACUUGGAUUGGUUUCGUGUGCAUCUUAUGUUUGGAACCCUCUGUUGGUGGGACGUUUUGGGUAUUUUUCUUACGUGCUGUCGGUGUCAUUGCUGGUGCAGCUUGGGGUUACUUAUCUUAUGUUGCCGGUGUGCAUCAAACUAAUCCAUAUCUUGAGACCAUUAUCACAAUAUUUGGUGCCGUACCUGGUUUUAUUUUUUACUUGGGAACACCAUAUGUCAAGGCAGCCAUUAUACAAAUUAUCAGUAUCUAUAUCGUGCUGCUAGCUGCGACUUUGCCCUCACCGAUCAAGAGUUCAAUUUUGACAAGUUUUGCCAAAAGAUGCUUAGCUGUAGGAUAUGGAGGGGGAAUUGCUUUGAUUGUACAAGUGUUGUUCUUCCCGAUCAAAGCUCGUGAUCAAUUGAACGAGGAAAUCGCAUUCGUCUGUGGUUGUAUUACAGAAAUGGAGCUUCUCUAUGCAUCGGGGCUUGAAGAUGAAUCCGGUAAGGAAUCAAUGACUGACGCCAGGUACAAAAAAUUUACCAACAUUUCACAGAGUGCAAAGUCUGCGUUGGCUCGUGCAAACGCUUACAAGGGUCUCACCAGACAGGAGCCCAGACUGAAAGGCGAAUAUACCGAACUUGAGAAUGUUUUCACCCAAAUAAUAUUUGUUCAAAGGCAGAUCGUCGAUAGGAUGGAUAAUGUUGCCUUGUUAAGAAAGCAAUAUGGCAGUGGAGUACUUGAGGAGCUGAACAAUGUUGUGCACCCCUACAGGCGGCAGGUGGUUGGAGGCAUCUCAUGUUUAAUGAGAGCUAUUCAGGAAGCUUUUCUCACAAAGACUCCACUACCACAAUUUUUGCCUAGCGCAAGAAUUGCGCACAGAAGGCUCAUUAAUAUGGUCGGUAGAGCGCUGCACAACAGAUAUAAAAGUCGGUUGGACCAGUUAAAGCCCAGGCCUAUAACUGAUAAAUUUCGAGACGAAGACAAUAGCGAUAUUGAGGAAGAAUUGAUGAUUAAUUCUCGAAACGAGCGUAGUAAAGCCCAUAAUACUUUGUCUCCGCACGAGUACGCUUUAAAAGAAAGGUUUCUGAGUUGGAACGCUUCUAGCGCCGCGACUGAAGAAGUCAUAGAGUAUGUGGAAGAGUUGGUGGACCUAACCAAGAUCCUAGUUGGUAUCAAUGAAUUCAAGUACGGGUUCCUUUCUAGGCCGCUAUAUGAGGAUUGGGCCGCUGAAGCUGUCACAGGAUUUGACGACUUCGUAAAGGGAGCGGAACCGAAGAAACCAGUAAGGGCACGUAUGCCAGCUGGUGUGGAGACCUUAACUUCGGAGGACGAGGCUUCUUCAUCGGAGAGCACGGUAUCGACUGCUGAAGUAGAGCAGCCAGUGGCUUUCAACAGCAAGUACACAGACAAUAAUGCCCUCAACCUGGCCCGUAUUGCAUCGCACAAGGCGGGGCGUAACAGUGAAGGCCUACCGGAGAAAUUUAAGAAGAGAACCUAUUCCAUUGGUUCAUACACGGACUCUGUCGAUCAUAUGAGUGGAUUGUCCAAGAAAAAAACGCUUGGUGACGCAGAUUCAAGUUACUACGACGAGGACGAUGAUUCCGACGAUGAGCUUCCUUUGGCUUUGAAGAAAAUAAUGAGCCAUCAAGCCCGCAAGCAGUAA
Messenger RNA from Torulaspora delbrueckii, 3567 nucleotides. RefSeq lists its product as uncharacterized. Bases 1 to 3567 code for a protein of 1188 amino acids. NCBI's taxonomy places the organism in Eukaryota, Fungi, Ascomycota, Saccharomycetes, Saccharomycetales, Saccharomycetaceae. The record is from RefSeq and is a predicted model, not a curated record. The transcript has a single exon.